UCAAAUAAUGUAAAACUAGAUAUUAGCACAAAAAACAAACAAGUUUCGCUCAGUUCAGUUUGACUCAAAGCCAACCGCCAAAUCAAAUUGCCGUACCCUCCAUCAAUCAAAGGCAAAGCGACGCUUCCGAAUGAACGCGCGGCAGAAAAGGUGGAAAGCACACUCACACACUCGCAGCCAGGCCCGAGCAAACGACGGGAAGAAAAGCAGCUCAGUCACGGUCAUUCGUUCUUUAGCUGCCGCCAUCAUCGAAGGCAAAACCCCGCGUGUGUAAAAAGAAGUGCCGGUAAUUUUGACUGCGACACGUUGGUUGGGGGAAAUCCAGCCGGAGGAGUUUUCGUGACACGCUUUUGGGGACUGUGCGACAAGGAACAAUUAACCCGGUCUUAAAGGACCGCGCUUGGCUAACCGCAAGCGAGAAGCCACUGUCAGCCUCAACCUCACAUCCGCGAAACCGGCCGGAACAACACGACGGAUUACGGCGGAAGGAGUGUGGCCACGCUACACACACUCGGCAGGCCGAUUUGAAAGCCGUACCCACGAGUAGAGCAACCCGCAUAACCCUAAUCUCGCACGUGUGGAUCGAGUCGGAACACAUUGCUGGCGACUAGAUCAGCCGAAACUCGUAAAUUCCGAGGUCAGGGAACGCGAAUGGAAACGGAGAACACCGUUCUGGAAGACACGUGACGCAAUAGCCACCGUCAAAUCAUCCCGUGCUACGAUCGGAAGUCGUCUGGGUGAAAGGAGAGGCACGAGCGUCGAACAAGCCCCGUAAAGGGGCUUUGUUUUUGGUCUCAUUGGCAGGUAAUCAGGCGUACACGGUAUUCGGAGCGGGUUCCAUCAUUCUCCCGGCAGCUAGAGGACGGCACGGUGAGCGUUUGUCUGGAUCGAAUCUUCCGGGCAAGCCAAGGCCAGCGAGAGGCAGGCGGAACAAGAUCGACGAUCGUCGGGCGCGUCCACUCGGUGCAACGAGAAGGCAAUCGUCGGCCAGCCAGGCGCCGAUCGAGGAAAGAUCCGGCCGCUUAGCAGUGGUUCACUUCCUCCAGAAUACCACGCACGGCGAGUUCAUCUAGGGCUCUACACCCGCGACACCGGCGAUACGUUGCAGGCAGGCAACUGGGUCGGAACAAUCGACCACCGACGGAGGGUCGGACGAUGACCGGAGGCAAACGGCGCGGCGCACCGAGUCGGCCAACGAGAUGCCUGAGCGAACGACUGCAGCAAGGGUGGUAUUAGACCACGGGCCCGUGAGUAGGAAAUUAGAAUAAGUUCUAUGUAGAUCAUGCCUAUAGUAAGGCGAAGAAGCCAAGUUGGCUAGAGAAAUGUAAGAAAACACCCAAUACAUGUAUCGUAACUAAAAUUCUGUUUUGUUUGAUUAGAAGUUGAGCCUUUUGCCCAUCAGUGUUUGUGAUUCCGGUCUUUGAUCCUUUCGCCAAGGUAGUUCGGCUCUACCGCUACCGGGGAACUUGCAACACUGGCGCCCAACUGAAAAUCCACACAUUAAAAACUACCGUUUAGCGAUGUUUUUGUUUGGUUUGAUGAAAUUUGGUUUUGCGCAAUUUCGAUUAUCUGGCCUACGAUUAUCGAAACAAUUUUAGCCCUUUACGCAUACAAUUCGAAAGUGUAAUGGAUUAUACACAAUUGACUGACGAAGAGGUGACCUACGAGCUGGCUUUACGCCACGUAGUCAACCUAGGACCAACGACCCACAGAGGGAAGGUCCUUCGUCUCAAGGCACUCAUGCAAGAGGAGUCCUUGAGAGACAGUAAGCCCACCAGCUCGGAACAUGUCAUGAGUUCCCAGUCCAAUCUAGAACAAUGUGAAUCGCAAGUUCACCAGCUGCAUAUUAGCGCCGAAGCUGCCAUUCGGACGGCUAACAGCGCAGCCUUAAGUCAAAUCCGGACUCGUCUGUACCAUUACCGCGAUCGCUUGCAGUUGAUUCAACCUCCAACCGAACUGCGGGAAACUCAUGCAAUGUUAUCGGUGCACGUAAACGUUUUACUAGAUAAGGUGAACGGAACAAGUGUAGUGAAUGGUGUACCGCGAAGUGAGAGUGUUGUGAGUCAAGCAACUUCGACUGGAGCCAUAAGGAGGAACAACGGCGGAGAUGAAGGAGCAGUCGGAGGAGAAACCACGAUGCCAGUGGAAAGCACUUCGAGACAAGACACUACACCACCACCAGCAGUGCAGCCACCGCUCGUGACGUCAUUCUCGGGUGGACAAGGCAGAGGAUUGUUGUUCUCGAGUUCGUUCCAAACGCGAGACAGCGAAGAAGCAGAACAAGCAGAUACGAGGCACCGAAACACCUCACCUCCCCCUCCCUACCUGCCGCGAGAUCGGGAAACAUGGAACCCGUCGACCAGGGAACAAGAAUCGCGGGAAAACCGCGAAUUGCAAGCAAGAAUCAGGGAGAUGCAGGAGAGAGAACAACACAUGCGUGAGGAGUACUACAGAAUGCGAGACGACCUGGAGCGGUUGAUCCGCCGAGAGCGACCAGCACCGGAACGAGCGGACGAUCGCCGAAUACAGAAGGCCGUUCACAACUGGCCUUUCAAGUUUCGCGGCGAGAAGGACACGACAUCACUCAACGUAUUCCUAGAUCGCGUGGAGACAUUCGCGAGAUCGGAAGGCAUGAGCGAUGCUACACUCCUGAGUUCGAUCAAGCAUCUACUCCAAGAGGACGCAAUCGACUGGUACUCACGAGCAACGUCGCAAAACUUGUUGCGGACUUGGGACCAGUUCAAGCGAGAGAUUCGAAGAGAAUUCCUGCCCAGCGGCUACUCCCAAAUUCUCCGUCUGGAAGCUAGCUUCCGAUUCCAAGGAAGGGAGGAAUCCUUCGCGAAAUUCUAUCGCGACAUUUCAGCGCUCUUCCGCUUCGUCGAUCCACCAAUUCCAGACGACGAAAAGUUCUUCCUGGUGAAGAAGAACAUGAACGAGAACUACGCAGCUAUCGUCACAGCAGCGAGACCUCGUUCACUGGAAGAAAUGGUGGAAGUCUGCACCGGAUACGACGAGACGAGAAUGCUUCUGAACAGGCAACGUAGGAUUCCGAUUCCGCACAGCGCGCUUCUGGAACCGAACUUCGCCACGCCAGUGAUAACCAGCAGACCACCACCGGUUCAGCAUCACCAACAGCCACAGCGGUUCAACAGAGUUCACGCCGUGGAGGUAGAAGAAAGCGCUUACGAGCACGAAGCAGUGGAGGAGGGACCAGAAGAUAAUUGGCAGCAUACCAUCGACGAACUGGUUGAGCAAGUCAACGCGCUGAAGAUGAACCUGGAGCGGAGAUCUGCGAGGCCAAAUUUUACCGCACGCGACGAGAAGCAGUCAAGAUCGACGGACAGGUACAACCGUACAGAAGCUGAUGUUCUGAGAGCAGCGCGACAGUACACAAGAGAAGCGCAAACUCCGGCACAGCAGCAGCGGCCCCAAGCCACAUCGUUUCCGACUCGGCAACCACAACAGCAGCAAGAACAGCCGCAAAGAGCACAGGGCUGGCAAGCGCGACAGUGGAUUCAAAGCUCGGAUCCGAGCGACAGUAACCGAAGAUACCAACGUCUGCUGCCAGAACCAGGUAGACAACGGGAAGAUCGACAAGUAGAACAGCAAGAAGCUCACAACGACCAACGACCAGCAAUGCUCUGCUGGAACUGCGACGAGGAAGGCCACAGAUUCACGGACUGUCCGAAACCGCAAGCCAUUCUCUUCUGCUACCGGUGUGGACGGAAGGGCUACUCGUUGCGCAGUUGCUUCACGUGUCGCACGGACGCGUUAAACUACCCAGCGGAGAACCAGCAAUAGAGGGGAGCAGCUCUCCGCAAAAUCUCGGAGACCCCUCCGACAUCCCGGAAUUUCAAAACCUCAACUCGAUCAUUAUCAACCCCGGAAGUGACAAUAGACCGCACGCCGUCAUAUCAGUGCUGGGCAAGGAG
Aedes albopictus (Asian tiger mosquito) is the source of this 3932-nucleotide messenger RNA. RefSeq lists its product as uncharacterized. Gene Ontology annotation, molecular function: nucleic acid binding; zinc ion binding. Bases 1627 to 3801 code for a protein of 724 amino acids. NCBI's taxonomy places the organism in Eukaryota, Metazoa, Arthropoda, Insecta, Diptera, Culicidae. The transcript is spliced from 4 exons. The record is from RefSeq and is a predicted model, not a curated record.